This is a messenger RNA of Sorex fumeus (smoky shrew), 966 nucleotides long. RefSeq names its product olfactory receptor 14J1-like. The transcript has a single exon. Bases 1 to 966 code for a protein of 321 amino acids. Gene Ontology annotation, molecular function: olfactory receptor activity; G protein-coupled receptor activity; odorant binding. Gene Ontology annotation, biological process: G protein-coupled receptor signaling pathway. The record is from RefSeq and is a predicted model, not a curated record. Gene Ontology annotation, cellular component: membrane. NCBI's taxonomy places the organism in Eukaryota, Metazoa, Chordata, Mammalia, Eulipotyphla, Soricidae.
AUGACAAAUUUCACCAUGAGUGGGUUUCUUCUCAUGGGGUUUUCUGCCAAGCCUGAGCUAGAAAUCUGCUAUGCUUCUCUGUUCUUGGUCUUAUACUUGUUGGCUUUAACUGGCAACAUGCUCAUCAUCACCACAACUUCCCUGGAUGACAGCCUCCAGUCCCCCAUGUAUUUCUUCCUGAAGCAUCUCUCCUUGUUGGAUCUCUGCUACAUUUCUGUGACUGUACCGAGAUUCAUUUACAACUCUUUCAUGCACAGUGGGAAUAUUUCUCUCUGGGAAUGCAUAGUGCAAUGCUUUGUUUUCGCCCUCUGUGCAAUUGCCGAGAUGGCCAUGCUCACGUUGAUGUCCUACGACCGCUACGUGGCCAUCUGCCUGCCCCUACGCUAUGAAAUCAUCAUGGACGUCAGAACCUGUGUCCAUGGAGUCACCGGUGUCUGGGUCAGUGGGACCAUCUCUGGAGUCAUGCAUGUGGCAGCUACUUUCUCCAUCCACCUCUGUGGCCCACGCAUCAUUCACCAGUUCUUCUGUGAUAUCCCCCAGAUCCUGAAACUCUCCUGCUCUAGUGAUUUUAUGAGUGAAGUAGGUGUCACUAUCUUUACGGCUUUGCUGUCCUUUCUUUGUUUCCUAUUUAUUGGAUUCUCCUACCUGCACAUAUUCUCUUCAGUGCUGAAGAUGCCAUCUGCUGAGGGCAGAGCCAAGGCCUUUUCCACUUGCCUCCCCCACCUCGUUGUCGUCAUAUUGUUCCUUUCUACGGGUGCCUUCGAGUAUUUCAAGCCUCAUUCUGAAUCCCCAACAGCUUUGGACCUAUUCCUCACUAUUAUGUAUACGGUAGUUCCCCCAACAUUCAAUCCAAUUAUUUAUAGCCUGAGAAACAAAGCCAUAAAGUUAGCCCUGAGAAAGGUGAUUCAAAGAAGAGAAGCACUUACUUCCAUUCAUUCAUUAUUGAGAGACAAGUUCAAUGUAUAA